This is a messenger RNA of Debaryomyces fabryi, 939 nucleotides long. RefSeq names its product retromer subunit. NCBI's taxonomy places the organism in Eukaryota, Fungi, Ascomycota, Pichiomycetes, Serinales, Debaryomycetaceae. Gene Ontology annotation, biological process: retrograde transport, endosome to Golgi; intracellular protein transport. The record is from RefSeq and is a predicted model, not a curated record. Bases 1 to 939 code for a protein of 312 amino acids. Gene Ontology annotation, cellular component: endosome; retromer complex. The transcript has a single exon.
AUGUUGACAUUAGCUAUAGGAGAUAUAUACAUUCCUGAUAGGGCUUUUGAGCUUCCUCAAAAGUUUCGUAAAUUGCUUUGUCCAAAUCCCAAUACAAUUCCAACUAAUAAUAAACUUUCGAAAGUUCUAUGCUUAGGGAACGUAAUUAACUCAUAUGACACAUUAAAAUUCCUAUAUGACUUAUCUCCAUCAUUUAAUAUGGUAAGGGGCGAGUUUGAUAGUCCACAGAUAUUAUCACAGCAAAUUGCAUCAUUAAAUGGUAAGGAACCUCAAAUCCCCACGUAUAACAUAAUCCAGCACGACAACCUCAAGAUUGGGUUCACAAAUGGCUAUUUAGUUGUUCCCAAGAAUGAUCCUCUCGCUUUACUGACAUUUGCGAGAGAAAUAGAUGUUGAUAUUUUGAUCUGGGGUGGCACGCAUAAAGUAGAAGCCUAUACUUUGGAUGGGAAGUUUUUUAUAAAUCCAGGAAGUGCUACAGGAGCAUACAACUUUGACUGGCCUGAAAAGGAAGAAGCUAGUGAAGAUGAAGGAGAAGGUCCCGAAGAUUCUAAGGAGGAGAAUCCUGAAUCGUUAAAGGUCGAAAACAAAGAGAAAGAAACAGACAACACAAUAAAAAAAAAUGAUGAAAAUAAUAUCGAUAAGAAGGAUGAGACAGAGAAUAAUGAACUGGAAAAUAAACAAGAUAUGAGCAAAGAAGUAAAUGAAUCUAAGGAAAAAGGCGAUGCUGACUCAAAGGAUGAGGAAGCUGAAACGAACAAGGAAGAUUCUAAAGAUGCAAGUGAAAAUGAUAUAAACUUAAUAGAAGAAGUAAAAGAGUUGACAUCCGCUAUUCCUUCGUUCUGCUUAUUAGAUACACAUGAUUCAACUUGUACAUUGUAUAUUUACACAUAUUUUCAUGGGGAAGUCAAGGUUGACAAAGUUACGUACCAAAAGGAAUAA